AUGUCUCUGCUCGCUGCCGCCCGCCGUGUGCCCCGAGCGACCAACACGUUCCGUGUGGCAAGGCGAAAUUUGGGCGAUGGUGUGGCAGGGCCCGGCAUGUCGGACUUUGGAGCAAAUGCGAAGUUGGCCAUGAGCUUCUUCACUAAGCCGGCGAUGUCCUACCCGGAGUUCAAGGCGCAAUGCGUGUCUCUUCGUACCUUUGCGUUCGCUGGCGUGUGCGGCUACUGCGUGCUGUCGUUGUGGUGGUGCCCUCCAAAGUCCUCGUACUGGAUCAGGUACUCUCCAUCCUAUGCUCUGGCCUACAUCAAGGACACUGUCGUGGGUGCUACGCCACCCCUCUUCCUCAGCGAGAAGGUGGAGUUCGAGACCAAUGUUCCCGAGAUCGCGAAGGAGCUGAUCACAACACGGCGACUGCUCUCUGGGGGCAGCGACAGCGAGGAGGAGCACUGA
Symbiodinium sp. CCMP2592 is the source of this 450-nucleotide messenger RNA. NCBI's taxonomy places the organism in Eukaryota, Dinophyceae, Suessiales, Symbiodiniaceae. The record is from the annotation of a GenBank genome assembly.